AUGCAGUACGUGCGAAACCUCAGCGACUCGGUUUCCACGGCCUGGAACUCGAUCAACCCGGCGACUCUGAGCGGUGCCAUUGACGUUAUUGUCGUCGAGCGCGACGAUGGCACCUUGGCCUGCUCGCCCUUCCACGUCCGCUUCGGCAAGUUUUCGCUUUUGCGCCCAUACGAGAAGAAGGUCGAGUUCAGGAUCAAUGGCACCAAGCAGCACUACUCCAUGAAGCUGGGCGAGGGCGGCGAGGCCUUCUUCGUCUUCGAGACUUCUGACUCUAUCCCGGAAUCGAUGCAGACCUCACCGCUGGUCUCUCCAGCAAGCAGCCCGCCUUUUGGACCGGCAGAUAGCUCUUCAGAUAUGGCAGAGCCAGAUCAUCUAGAGCUCGAUGGGGAAUCAGGGAAGCCACGUAGACCGACCCCCGCCGUUAUUCAACUGCAGUCGGAUGAAAAUGGCAUGAUUACACCUUUAUCAUCUUCCCCUCCGCUUUCGAGUUCACACCCUGGCUCUGCCGACUGGCACGGAGCUUUCGAUCGACCUCACAGCGAUACCAUUCUGCGAAAAGCAGCUCUGCCCCACGACGACGCCAUUUCAGAUAACGAGAGCCCAUCGGAAUCGGAGAGAUCACAUAGCCCACCGAUUCUUGGUGCAAGCGAAGCCAUCGCGCGCGCCAGGGCGCUGUCCAAGGGAUUGUCCGCCGUCAACAUUCCAACCCACAUCACCGAGACAGGGGAUCUCAUGCUAGACAUGACAGGCUUCAAGAGCAAUGAAGAAGACAUGCUCCGCGCCGAAGUGCUCGCACGCAACAUUCUUUCAGAGGAGAUGGACGGCAAUUACGACAUCGGGGCUCUGUUUGGCUUCGACGAAGAAGGAAAUCUCUGGGUCUACAGUAGCGAAGACGCCAAGCAGGCUGCUAUGAACAAGACCAUUGAGUCGUCGCUACAGGCUCACCGUCACGCCGUUGCCGCCGACGCCGUGUCGGACCCAGGCUACCAGAGCGAUGGCAGCGAUCUCACCUCUGCGCCACAUGUGCCGUCCCACCGCCGCUCAGAGUCUGAUGCCGGCCCUGGCGGGAUGCACACUCCUCCUCGAACCCCAACCGGCUCUAUGCAGCCGGUCAAGAGCUACGCCAAGACUCUUCGACUGACUAGCGAUCAAUUGAAGGACAUGAACCUGAAAUACGGUGAAAAUUCAAUGAGCUUCACAGUCAACCGGGCAACGUGCUCUGCCAAUCUGUAUCUCUGGAAACAAGAGACGCCCGUCGUCAUUUCAGACAUUGACGGCACCAUCACCAAAUCCGAUGCUCUUGGCCAUGUGCUGAACAUGAUUGGCCGAGACUGGACUCACUCUGGUAUUGCAAAGCUCUAUAGCGACAUUGCGCUGAACGGAUACAACAUCAUGUACCUGACCAGUCGCUCCGUCGGGCAGUCCGACUCCACCCGCACUUAUCUGAAUAAUAUUGUCCAGGAAGGCUUCAAAAUGCCCCACGGCCCAACAAUUUUGUCUCCUGAUCGCACAAUGGCAGCUCUGCGCCGCGAGGUGUACUUGCGGAAGCCUCACGUGUUCAAGAUGGCAACUCUACGGGACAUCCGAAAUCUGUAUGGGCCAGACGGUACUCCUUUCUAUGCCGGUUUUGGCAACCGUCUAACCGACCAAAUUUCCUACCGAACGGUGGAUGUGCCAAGAACCCGCAUCUUCACCAUCAACUCCAACUCGGAAGUAUCACUUGACCUCCUGAGUCUUAAUAAACUCAAGAUGACUUAUGUCAAUAUUAAUGAGGUAGUGGACCACUACUUCCCCCCUGUUGAUACCCUGGUCAGGGGUGGCGGGGAAGACUACACCGACUUCAUGUACUGGAGAGAUGACCCUCUCCAGAUGGAUGACUUCUCGGCAAGUGAGAGUGACGAAGACGAGGAGGAGGAAGAUGACCAGGGCAGCACUUAUACUGACGAGGAAGAAGAAGAGGACGAAGAGGAGGUGGGCGAAGGGCUUGCGGAUAGCUACCUCUCGCACGAUGAGUACGAUGACGACGAAGUUGAUGGGGCCCGCAUGAUGGACUCUGUUAUGCAGAGCAUCGAGACUGAAGAUGCUGAUGAUGAGGAAAACUACGAGGACGACGCUGAGGAUGAAGACGCCGAGGCAUCUGAUGAUGACGAGGACAGAACCCGGGUGGUGGAAGAUGUCUCAGCCGAAAUCAUUUCUGGGGUUGGUCACCUAUCCGUGAAAGAGGAGAUUGAGAAUUAA
Messenger RNA from Trichoderma atroviride IMI 206040, 2238 nucleotides. RefSeq lists its product as uncharacterized. Gene Ontology annotation, molecular function: phosphatidate phosphatase activity. NCBI's taxonomy places the organism in Eukaryota, Fungi, Ascomycota, Sordariomycetes, Hypocreales, Hypocreaceae. The record is from RefSeq and is a predicted model, not a curated record. Gene Ontology annotation, biological process: triglyceride biosynthetic process; fatty acid catabolic process. Gene Ontology annotation, cellular component: nucleus.